AUAUGCAACAUGGUGGUAGUUAUGGAGGUGAUCUCCUUUUUGGAGAAAUAUCCUAUCACAAAAGAGGCCCUGGAGGAAACUCGUCUUGGCAAGCUCAUCAACGACGUCCGGAAGAAAACCAAGAAUGAGGACCUUGCGAGAAGGGCGAAGAAGCUCCUGCGAAACUGGCAGAAGCUAAUCGAGCCAGGGAAGGGUGAGGUGUUGUCCAAAGGGCACACCGGUGCAUCGUGGUCUUCCAAUGGUGGUGCUCAUCCCUGCAUCCCCGCUCCGGCUGCCACCACGCCAUCAGGUAAAACUGGUCCCGAGCUGAAGAACAGAAAUGACUUCAACAACUGCUCCUCCCCUCGGGUGGAAAAACCGAGCAACAGGAAGCGUAAGGGUGAUCAGAAGGAAGGACAGCUCUUACCAGCCAAGAUAUCCAAAACGACUCUUAAUGAUAAAAUACAAAACUCCAAACAGCUGCCAACCAAUGGAAUUGGCGGUAGCUCUGAAAUUUUUACAGAUACUCGUGCACAUCAGCCUUUAGACAGGGAGCUUUCUGAGCCUUUGGACAGCGACAGGCCAAAUAAAAUCCCUGUCAAUGCUGUAAAACCUCAUCCAAGUGCCCCUGGGUACAGCAAGCCUCCUAGCACUUCUUCUUUGCUAAAAGCAUCAGUUCUGCAGCAGCAAGCCAGACAGGAGCACGCUGCCUCUGGGGGGCAGCAUCGACCCAGAAGCCCACGCGGUUCCUUGCACAGUCCUCAAACUCCUCAAACUCCAAAGCAGGAAGCUGGUGUUAAACAAAAUCCAUCACAAGCACAGAGUCUUUCUGGCCCCACUGUGAGGCCUGGGUCUGUGGAUACCUCUGGGCUGGGGUCAUCCCCUCAGCCUUUCAGUGUUUGUGUUCAGGGUUUGCACACUGACGGUUCACGGUCCGCAGAUUUGGACUCUAAAAGCAGGCUUCUCCAUACAUCUCUUCACAACUCGUAUGGCUCCUCCUGCAGUGAUGGGGUCAGUUUGGAAGAUGAUAGUGCUGUUAGCAAUACAGGGAAAAGGAAAGGACAGAAAUACAAGCCUAAGGACUGUGUGGUGAAGGUAGAUGGACAGACUGUUGAAGACAGCACUAAACCAGUCAGGUUAAAAGACAGGAGACUGACAUUUGACCCUGUAACAGGACAGAUCAAGUCCUCCUUUCAUAAGGAGUCUUGCCAGGAGGGGGAGGUAAGACAGGGCAACAAACCUGAAUCUCAGUGGUCAGAACAGCCGAAGCAGAAUCCACCAGUCGGUCCGAGUCCCUUCCAGCAGACAGACUGGAAAGAGCUGUCAAGGAGCGAAAUCAUCCAGUCGUACCUUAGCCAGCAAAGCAAUGUGCUGACAACAUCAGGCGCCCACACUCCUGGUGCACACUUUUUCAUGACAGAGUUCUUGAAAAAAGAGGAACACCAAAGGAAAGAUGCCAAGGAAACACACACGUUGGCUCGAGAACUCCCAGCCAGGGAUUUACCGGGGGUUAACAGAGACGUCAACAAUGAAGACCUGAAUAAAUUACACACACAACACUGGUCCGGGGUUAACGGUUGCUACGACACAAAGGGCAAUUGGUAUGACUGGACGUCUUGCAUUUCCUUAGACCCGCACGGAGACGAGAGCAGGUUGAACAUACUGCCGUACGUCUGUCUGGAUUGACACUGAGGUCAGGUUUCUGAAUUGGAGGAGUCAAGCUGCCUUCAUCGUACAGCGGAGCCACUUUGCAUGUGUGAAGGCGCUUCAUAUAAGUGUAAGCUGCUGUUUUUGCACCGAUGGUGAAAAGUGGUGUCAAUGUGCUGCCUGCAUGGAUGUGUGCCGAGUGCACGGAGGGUGUAAUAAGUGUUUUGAACAUUGGAUGAAGACAGGGCGAAGGAAACAAAGGCUAUGCAUUAUCUGACCUUUCAGUUGUUAGUGUUCAGUAACUGUAAAGAUUGAGUUUCCAAUACCUGCCAUUCUUUCUAUGUAAGACGACAUCACGUUAAACUGCACAGUUACAUUUUAUUCGUCUUGUGUUAUCCAUGUGCCUCGUGGAAUGUGACUUUACUGAGUUUAUUUUGUGCACCCGCUCUCAUUUAGUCCACAGUGCAGUAUUUUAUUUCUUUUUUCAUUUGAAGUUUAGUUCAAGUUUAUGUAAAAAAAAAAAAAAAGAAUAAAUCUGUGACUCAAUCAACAUCAUCACCUUUCAGUAGAGACUAAUAAGCUACAUAAUUGGAGCAGACAUCCAACAGAUACAUGUCCCAGUGUGGUUUUUUGUUGCCAUUUGCUCAUUCAUCUUGAACAAGGCUAUGUAGCUGUUAAAGCUGAAUUAUAUCUUUAAGUAGCUACUUUCAAUUACCAUUGGUAUUAACUACUAUCAACUGUUAGUGCUGUGAAAAACAUUUAUCAUUGCACCUUUUUAAAACCGCUGUCCUGCCGUUGCACAAAUGUCUCAUGCAGCGACUUCAAGCAGAAAGAACUGACAAAUUAGUUUUAAAAACAUCUUAAUAUUUUUCUUGUGUUUUUGAGUUUUGAAUGCUGUUAAAUAAUAAAUAAAACAUAAAAUCUGCCAGAUGUGACUGUGCAGUUUGAAAGAAAGGCUUGUGUUGGGCUAGAACAAAACACGCUGAUGGAAAAAAAUGUGGCUGUCAUGUGUGAUAUUUAUUUACAUAUUCAUUUUAAGAUUAUAUACAUGUUCAGAUUACAAUAAAACUAUCUUUUGUUAGAUUUCUUUAUUCGGAAUUGGUUCAGUGAUGCAGCAGCGACUUCCCGAACUUUUCCUGCUGAUACACCAACCUACCUUACACAGGAAAACUCUCCAAAAUGACACAUUUUUAUAAUGUGAACUAAUUUUGUUUUAUACUUGCCUUUUCCCUUUACUGUGUAUUUAGGUUGUAAAAAAUAUGAAUUAAAAUGGCAGAGCAGAUUAUACUACUAGCUUACAUCUUUGUACUGUCAGGAAGAACUGAGGUAAAAAUUGACAUGCUGGAUAAAGUACUUACUAUCAUUCCUUUUAGAUAUUGUUUGCCUUAUGGAAACCUGUGUUUUCCCUAAAGACAGAGCCUUAGUGAAUGUACAGAAAUUAGCCUUUUGUGUUCAGUCGAAUGCAGAAGAGACCAUAUUUGCUACUUAGUCCUUUAAGUGGACAUGUUGACAUGUGUUAAUAAAAAAAA
Morone saxatilis (striped sea-bass) is the source of this 3155-nucleotide messenger RNA. RefSeq names its product mediator of RNA polymerase II transcription subunit 26-like. Gene Ontology annotation, biological process: regulation of transcription by RNA polymerase II; positive regulation of gene expression. The record is from RefSeq and is a predicted model, not a curated record. Gene Ontology annotation, molecular function: transcription coregulator activity. NCBI's taxonomy places the organism in Eukaryota, Metazoa, Chordata, Actinopteri, Moronidae. Gene Ontology annotation, cellular component: mediator complex; nucleus; core mediator complex.